AUGAGCUCCACCAAUGACGCGGUGUUUCUGCGUCGCAACAACCAAAUCCAAGAUGCCAUUGACUCGCAGAACAUGAAGCAGGCCUUGCAGCUGAUCGAGAAGCGUAUGAAAAAAGGCGAGAAUACGCAGUUUUUGAAGGCGAGUGAUUAUUCUUCGUUUCGAAUUUCCUACCGUUGCGACGCGGCCUGGAAAGCGAAUGUCCUCUUCAACCACGCAGAUGAAACCCAUAAAAAGAAAGGCAUUGCAGAGACCCUCGUGCUGUGCAACGCCGAUCCACCGGUCUCGGAUUUGGACUCUCUCGACAUACUCCACCGUACGCUGCGGAACAUGGACGACCAUACCGAGCUUCGGAGCGCCAUAUGGGAGCGAGCUGCUAAGGCAAAACCACAAGAUCAUGACCUUCAGAUGAGAUGGUUCAAAUUCGGAUAUGAGGCUGGUGACUGGAAGUCAGCGCAGAAAGCUGCCAUGAGUCUUCAAAAGAACUUUCCUCGGGAGCGAAAGUACUAUUUCUGGGCUAUUUUCCUUUGUUAUCGCGUUUCAGAUGACGCAGCUAGCUCAGAUAUGGACCGCAAGUUGUUUGGGACACUUGCCUAUCGCUUUGCUCAAAAGGCAGUAGCCGAGGUUCCCUCUAACCCGAAUCGUUGGACAGAGAUUGUGCAGGUUCUUAAUAGCGAGAAUGCUGGUCUUAGCUCUCGGAUUGUUAAUAACGAUAGGACUUUCAUGUUGGCCAAAGUCAUGAGCUUAGGGGCUGCUGGACUUUGGGAAGAAGGGCACUCCUACGCCAAAAGCCUGCUUGCCGUGUCCGAGAACGAAGCAGAGCGCAACACUCUGCAUGAGCGUGAUGAUUGGAAAUACUGGAAUUUGCUCAUCGCAGCCGUGCGUCAUCUUGACAAAAACCCUGGGCUGCUCUCCGACACGCAACAGCAUAUCGAGAAGUUCAUCGAGUUCAGCCCAAAGUCACGCAAUGCGCACAUCGCUCUCAUGGACAUAGCCCUAACCGGGUUUAAACGGGGUGAGCGGACAGAAGACGAUCUGGUUGUUGCGUGCCAAAGAUACUUUGACCAACACAAGCACAAACUCUAUGCUUUCAAAGACUUACGAGGGGUCUUGGAGACCCGUGAUGAUACUUUGAUCCACCGAGUAUCUCAACAUUGCAUGGACAGUGUCGAAGGGAAACCUGACGAUGCCAUUCCAUUGAUCAAUGCGUACAAGAUGCACUACUGCGACCGGAUUUCAGGCGACAACAACGCAUCGAAAUCCACCAUUGAGACUCUUGUCCGUAAUUGCCUUUACUUUUACGAUGCUUUCACUCUUCUAGCGAAGACCCAGGACUCAAAGAAAGGAAGCCAAAAAGAUACUGCUUCUGCGAUGGAAAGUCGGCCCACAGACGAUUUCUGCAUCAUUGCCGCAAUGGCCCUUCUUCAGCCCAGCCCAGCUGGCCAGGUAUCUGAGAAACUCAGCAACACUGCCCUGAUCCGCGCCGCAGGGAUCCUGGAACGUCUUCUAAUCGAUUCACCCCAUAACUACGAGGCCAUUCUUAUGUUGAUUCGCAUUUACCUUCUUCUCGGUGCUGGCUCCAUUGCUUUGAGGUGGUUUGGCAAACUGUCUGUCAAGCAAAUGCAGUAUGAAAGUGUUGCUCAUAACCUCUUCACCCGCUUUGCCACCAUUCACCCUCAUGCUGCGCCUCCUAUAGAGGGCGGAGAGUACAAGGACUUUGACCCACAAGUUGCAUUUAUCGCUGCUCUCGACUUUUAUCGUGCUGCAAACUUGACUAUCAAGAACUCUUUGAUAAAAGGACUUGAUGAUGGGGUCUACGUCAACCUGGACGAUACAAUCGAGCUUCAAAAGCGUAUCAGGGACAGUAUCUGCCGGAGAAUGUGGGCCCUGGACUUGCGUCGGAUGCAAAGAACCCGCAAAGGAAAACACCUGCCCCUCCACGAAGACACUGCCCAGGAUACAUCACCGGUUCAAGACCAGCGGAAGUAUGAUGGUUUUAUGAACCUGGAACGUUGUGACCAAUCUCCAUUUGAGCACCGAUUGCGCGCAGGCCCGAUUCCUGGGGAAAACUGGCUGGCAUCCGCCCGGCUGACUGAUCGACUUUUCAGUAUACUUGAGAGCAUCGGUAGUCAGAAGCCAGUCGUCUUGAAGCUAGAGCUGCCCAACCUCGGCGGAUUGUCGCUCUCCCAGACUGAUGAUGAUCAUACCAAUGCAGAGAGGGAUUCGACCAAGAUUCACGUAGAAUUGUUGAAAGUGACUGUGUUUAUGGCUGGAUCCAAGGCCCAUACCUCCACCGAAGUUGAGACUGCUCUUGGCGAGGUAGAGGAUUGGUUGAAGGCCAAGAGAAAGGAUCUAGCCCUGGAGGACCCCAAGAAGUCCUCUCUCAUCAUGAGGACGACUAUCGAGUUUACCCCAGGUACCCCAGGUGCACCGACAUGGGAGUAUUUCCAUGCCAUCUGGACCCUCGUGGAGACCCUCAAGGCUCUAUGGAAUAUGCUCGAGCUGGAUUCUCGAAAGGCUCUGAAGACCGCCAAACUCCCCGCCGAACAAGUGAAGCGACUGGACAUUCUUGUCCGUGAAGUUUUCGAGGACGUCCGUUCAAACACCCGAAGUUUGAAACAGAGUCUUGCCGAAUCAGCCACUCUCAGUACACUCAUCGACAUGGUCAAGCGUGGUGAUGCAACUGAUGAAUACGAGAGGCCUCUUCAAGAUGUCAUGGAAAAGGUGAUGGAUGAAUCUGCACUCGAAUUGUUCUGUGGAGAGCUGAGGGAGAGCUGGGAGGAGGCACUUGAUGGAGUGCUGGCUGCCAGGCUUUGA
Penicillium concentricum is the source of this 2814-nucleotide messenger RNA. RefSeq names its product MDM20/NAA25 family protein. Gene Ontology annotation, biological process: N-terminal peptidyl-methionine acetylation. The transcript is spliced from 8 exons. Bases 1 to 2814 code for a protein of 937 amino acids. NCBI's taxonomy places the organism in Eukaryota, Fungi, Ascomycota, Eurotiomycetes, Eurotiales, Aspergillaceae. The record is from RefSeq and is a predicted model, not a curated record. Gene Ontology annotation, molecular function: protein-N-terminal amino-acid acetyltransferase activity. Gene Ontology annotation, cellular component: cytoplasm; NatB complex.